AUGCAUUUUAUUACUGCAGACGAUGGAACGUCUCUACGUACUCAUGGAACAUGCUCUUCAUUUCCUCUUCAGAAAUAUUGCUCAAAGCACUGGUCUCUCAGGCUGAGUGGAGGAGAGGGAAGCUGCUCUGGGAGGUUGGAGGUGUAUCAUAACGCUACGUGGGGCUCCGUUUGUGAUGAUCAGUGGAACAUCAGGAACGCUCAGGUGGUGUGCAGACAGCUGGGCUGUGGGUCGGCGCUGAGUGCUGAUAGGAAUGUUAGUUCUGGUCCUGGUGAAGGGACUAUCUGGCUGAACAGAGUGAAGUGUCGAGGGGAUGAGAUUCACCUGUGGGACUGUCAUCAUUCCCUGAAGAAACACACUGACUGCUCUCCUGCUGGAGUCACCUGUGCAGGUCAGAGGGGUGUGCUAACUUUUCAGCUUCCUGUCUCCACUCAUUACACUUUUCUCCCAGUGUUAAGACCUGAUAACUUUUAUUUAUAA
Ictalurus punctatus (channel catfish) is the source of this 480-nucleotide messenger RNA. Its product is annotated as scavenger receptor cysteine-rich type 1 protein M130-like. The coding region runs from base 1 to 480 and encodes 159 amino acids. The transcript is spliced from 2 exons. NCBI's taxonomy places the organism in Eukaryota, Metazoa, Chordata, Actinopteri, Siluriformes, Ictaluridae. Gene Ontology annotation, cellular component: membrane. The record is from RefSeq and is a predicted model, not a curated record.